CGUCCCCCUCGACCUCUCCACAUCCUGGUGCUGCACGCCCCACGGUCUCGGCGGCCACGCCCCACACUCCUCGUCCUCGUCCUCCUCCUCGCACCCCUCCUCCCCGGCCCGCGCCGCCGCCCAUCACAUGGACCCGCCGCCCACCAGCUCUACCGUGGCCUCCUCCUACGCCACUCCGCCCCAGCCUUCCUACGCGCCCUCCUACCCUACCAGCUACACCAAGUUCAACUCCGCGCUCAACGCGGGGUUGCUCAAUCCCAUGUCCCCGCCGCCGCUGCCACUUGACAAGACGCGCUCCAGCCCCACACUCUUCGACAUGAUGGCCAACGAGCAGGACUACCACCCCCGCACCGCCGCCGGCAUCCACUCCAUCCCCGCCCCGCCCCAGCCGCACCAGCUCCCGCCCGCGCGCUCCAUGGACAGGCAGAUGCUGCUCCAGGACCGCAUCGCCGACCUCAUCGGCAGCUGUAGCCCCGGGAACCAGUUCAACGACGCCGACUCCUCCGACGUCCGCCUCACCCUCAGCUCCAAGGACGGCCUCUCCGUCACGCUCUGCGUUCACCGCCACAUACUCGUCGCGCACAGCAGGUUCUUCGCCGCCAAACUGUCCGACCGCUGGUCCAAGCAGCAGCGAACGCUGCCGCACAUCGUCGAGAUCUCCGACUGCGACGACGUCGAGGUGUACGCCGAGACGCUGCGGCUCAUGUACUGCAAGGAUCUCCGCCGGAGGCUGAUGCGGGAGGAUGUGAACAAGGUCCUUGGCAUCCUGAAGGUGUCCGCAGCCAUUGUAUUCGAUGCCGGGGUGUUGUCUUGCUUGGAGUACUUGGAGGCUGCGCCUUGGGCUGAGGACGAUGAUGAGAAGGUGGCUACAUUGUUGACGCAGCUGCAUCUUGAGAACUCCGGGGCUGGGGAGGUGCUUAAAAGGGUGUCACUGGAAUUGGCCCCUUCGGCAUUGGUUGAAGAGGCAGAUGAAGGAGGCAGCUGCAACGGUGGCAAUUCCAGUGGUGGUGAGGAGGUAUUGCUGAGGCUCCUGCAAGUCGUUCUGGAAGGGAAGGACGAAAAGGCAAGGAGGGAGAUGAAGGGGCUAGUGUCCAAAAUGCUCAGGGAGAACAGCACAUCCCGUGGUGGAGCAAUUGGUGGCGACCUUCGCAAGGAAUCGCUCUAUUCUGCGUGCAAUGGAUGCUUGUCCCUGCUGUGCGAGCAAUUUGUGAGGGCUUCAGAGGGUGAUCACUCAGAGGUGGCGCGGAUCGCAAGGCAGGCUGACAACCUGCAUUGGAUGCUUGACAUCCUUGUUGAGCGCCAGAUCGCGGAGGAUUUCUUGAGGACAUGGGCAACGCAGACUGAGUUAGCGGCGAUGCAUCGUAAAGUGCCAGCGAUACACCGCUACGAAGUGAGCCGAGUGACGGCAAGACUCUUUGUUGGGGUUGGCAAGGGUCAGAUCUUGGUGUCCAAGGAGGCCCGUUGCCAGCUCUUGAGCACCUGGCUAGAGCCCUUUUACGAGGACUUCGGAUGGAUGCGGCGAGCAUGCAAGGGGCUUGACCGGCAUUUGAUCGAGGAUGGACUGGCAAACACAAUCCUGACGCUGCCUCUUGCAACUCAGCAGGAGAUCCUUCUGGCAUGGUUUAAUCGGUUCCUCAACUCUGGGGAGGAUUGCCCAAACAUUCAGAGAGGGUUUGAGGUGUGGUGGCGGCGGGCAUUCUGGAAAAGGAACUCUGAGCCAGAACCACCAUCCCGUUUGAGGAUUACUGCGAUCUGCGAGAACUCUUGAUGACGACGGUUCAUAUUCGACAUGGAAUGUGGCGGAUGUUGUGAUAUAAUUAUUGAUUUUCUGUGAUAUGUAGUAGUGUCUAGCUGUUUCUCAGUUUUUUUUUGUUAUGUCUGAUUAGGCAGUUAGCCAAUUACACAUGUCAUCUUGAUCCUGUUUCAAUGCAAUGUAUACCAGGUACAAUGUACU
This is a messenger RNA of Zea mays, 1954 nucleotides long. RefSeq lists its product as uncharacterized. The record is from RefSeq and is marked provisional. Lineage: Eukaryota; Viridiplantae; Streptophyta; Magnoliopsida; Poales; Poaceae. The coding region runs from base 128 to 1768 and encodes 546 amino acids. The transcript has 2 exons. Gene Ontology annotation, molecular function: protein binding.